Acaulospora morrowiae is the source of this 165-nucleotide messenger RNA. NCBI's taxonomy places the organism in Eukaryota, Fungi, Glomeromycota, Glomeromycetes, Diversisporales, Acaulosporaceae. The record is from the annotation of a GenBank genome assembly.
AUGCUAAUUCCGGGUUUCGAUGCAACUCGAUUUCCACCGGAAUUCUCGAUCUCACGAAGAUUCGGCACGCACUUUGAGACGGAGGAGAAAGUUGAUAAAUCUGACUUCCUUAGCAUUCAGAAUAGAUCAACGAAGUUCGUUAAAGUUGAAAUUCAGAGUUUAGAU